AUGACUGUGACGGUGGACGUAAAUGACAUCCAGUCUCGUCUUGGUCCAAUGACCUUAACCUUGGAUGACAUCAAGUGUGUUCCUGACCAAUACCUUGGCGGCAACGCAAUAUUCCAUGUGCCCCUUGCCACUCAAAUCUGUGGAACCCGCCGACUGGAAACCAAAGAUACAUUCAUCUACAGAAACGCCCUCGUCCUCCGUCCGUACAGUAACUCCCUCAUCAACCGCGAGCUGCACUACAGGUACACAGUGGAAUGUGUACUGUCGAGAUACGGUGACGUAGGAGAGGAAUUCGUCGCUAAGGGCACAGUGUACGGCAACCGAGUAUAUGUUGCUAAUGGUAACUUCACCCUGAGGAUGGACCUGUACCAUUCUGAUUACUUCACCUACCCCGUGACCAGCUAUCCCCACGUGGUCAGACUUAACCAGGACAUGUAUGUGGACGUGGCUUUACUAACGCCGGACGUUAAUCUUAAGGUGGUCCUACAGAACUGCGUGGCGACGCCGAAGACUACGAAGGGCUAUCCACAAUAUGCCCUCAUUAGCAACAAAUGCCCAGACGACCCUACGGUACGCUUCUAUCCCUCUAACGACACGCAUGCGCAGUUCGCUGUCAAGGCCUUCGAGUUCUUCAACGAUCCAGAGGUGUACAUCCACUGUGACGUUAUCGUGUGUAACGGCACUGACCGGGACAGUAGGUGUCUGCGGCCCAGUGAAGGGUAUGCUUGUCCACAAAAUGGCGGCAGGGGGAAGAGAGCGGUACCUGGUGACGUAGAGGUGUACAGCCUGGUGCAGGGACCCGUGUUCGUCCAGAAAGAGAACCCUGUAGCAGAGUUUGCCGUAAAAGACGAGAGGAAGAAUAAGGAGGACGGCGAGGAAGGUGCCCAGGCACCGGCUGCCACUGCACUUGGAGCCGGUGUCAUGGCUGUCAGCGCAUGCGUUGUUGUCAUAGCAGCAGUGAUCGUAACGCGCAAGCGCAGAUCAUCCAAUACUGAUUACAUUCCAGUCAGAACCGAUGAAAUUUGA
Lingula anatina is the source of this 1026-nucleotide messenger RNA. Its product is annotated as CUB and zona pellucida-like domain-containing protein 1. The record is from RefSeq and is a predicted model, not a curated record. Lineage: Eukaryota; Metazoa; Brachiopoda; Lingulata; Lingulida; Lingulidae.